This is a messenger RNA of Drosophila ficusphila, 756 nucleotides long. Its product is annotated as telomere-binding protein cav-like. Bases 135 to 602 code for a protein of 155 amino acids. The record is from RefSeq and is a predicted model, not a curated record. The transcript has a single exon. Lineage: Eukaryota; Metazoa; Arthropoda; Insecta; Diptera; Drosophilidae.
AUUCGAUAACUAUUCCUGGUUUCGAUCGAUAGCUAUAAUCUUUGAGAAGGCAAAAUUAAGAUUUGCACUGUAUAAAAAAAAAAAUAAAAGAAAGCGAUCACCAAAGAAAAGUUGGCCGAAAUUACAAAAGGAAAAUGAACAAUUCACUAAUUGAGGAAGCUUUGUCUCGGCCGUUUACUGAUGAGGAGUUAAGGGAGCUAAGCCGGCGCACCAAGGUCAAGGUGAAGAUGAACGCCAUGAAUUGCGUGUGGGACGCUGUGUUGCGCUAUGAGAAAGACAACGAUCGGGCUGUGAGGGUUGUAUACUACUCCGAUCAGGAGCUAGCCGAGUACAAGGCCAAAGCUGCCGCUGCGAAUAAAUUGCAAAACAUCAAUAGGCUGGAUCGAUGGCGUCGCCAGCGACUUGAAGAAGAUUUUCCCUCGAUCGAAGAAAUGAUAAAUGAAGCUUUGGAGGAUCACUCAUUAGACAUAUGGCCCAGAGAGGAGGAGGUUCAACAGCCAGAUCAAGGAUAUUUUGAGGACUUACAGAUGAAUGAGGAAGACAUGGAAUUCGAUCUAGAAUUUUUUGUACCCAACGUUCGGUUUCACCGAAAUAGAGGAUAAAGUUGCCUUUAAUCACAAUUAAACUAUUUAAAGGCUUUUAUAGAUAAAAACUAAGCCGCCCAAGUUAAAAUUUACCAUUGUCUUCAUUCAGUAUCGAUCUUAUCACAAUGUACAAUAGUCUCUAAUAAAGAGUUUUGGUUUCACAAAAACGAAA